This is a messenger RNA of Aaosphaeria arxii CBS 175.79, 1372 nucleotides long. RefSeq names its product RNA-binding domain-containing protein. The coding region runs from base 48 to 1058 and encodes 336 amino acids. Gene Ontology annotation, molecular function: RNA binding. NCBI's taxonomy places the organism in Eukaryota, Fungi, Ascomycota, Dothideomycetes, Pleosporales. The record is from RefSeq and is a predicted model, not a curated record. The transcript is spliced from 3 exons. Gene Ontology annotation, biological process: positive regulation of mRNA splicing, via spliceosome. Gene Ontology annotation, cellular component: nucleolus; U12-type spliceosomal complex.
GUCGACAGCUCCAAACGUACGGCAGAUUUUCGCUCUUCUUCGAUACAAUGUCUGGCGCUACGGGUGCGCGUCAUUGGGAACAGGACAAGGAAGCCACUGUUUAUGUAGGCAACAUCGAUGAGCGCGUCACGGAUCAGUUGAUAUGGGAGCUUAUGCUCCAGGCCGGUCGCAUCCAAAAUGUCCAUCUUCCAAAGGAUCGCGUUACACAGACACAUCAAGGUUACGGCUUCGUGGAGUUUAUGUCUGAGGAAGAUGCCGAAUACGCGGCCAAAAUUAUGAACCAGAUACGAUUACACGGAAAACCGAUCCGAGUCAACAAAGCCUCAGCCGACAAGCAAAAGACGAUUGAGGUCGGCGCCGACCUUUUCAUUGGAAAUCUUGACCCGAUGGUGGACGAAAGCAUGCUAUACAACACUUUCCGACGUUUUGGCAAUCUGACCAGCGUCCCAAAGAUCCAACGCGACGAAGCCGGACUCUCCAAGGGAUUUGCCUUCAUCUCAUACGACGACUUCGAUUCAUCGGAUGCUGCUAAGGAACACAUGAACGAACAAUACAUCAUGAACAAGGCUAUCUCGGUAGAAUAUGCAUUCAAAAAGGACAACAAGAACGAACGCCACGGUGACGAGGCUGAGAGACGCCUCGCGAAACAAGCAAAGGCUCGUGGUGUCAUGCCCGCUGCCCAACCGCUACCAGCACAGUUGUUCCAAACGCCAGUCCACGCGCCGUCCGGUCCACAGUCGAUGAUGAAUGGAGAUGGAAGAGGAAUGCCUCCAACUCCUACUGCCCCUGGAUUUGGAGGGCCACCACAUGCGCGCCCUCCCGUUCUGCCUCCGCCUCCAUCUGGGUUGCCUGCUCGUCCUCCAAGCGGCGCACCGCCGGCAGGCUUUAAUCCUUACGUCCCGCCACCGCAAGGCUUCAAUGCGCCCCCUCCUGGCUUCAUGCCUGGACAAGGACCUCCCGGACAAGGACCGCCUGGACAAGGACCGCCUGGAUAUGGUCCACCUGGCGCAGGACCCCCAGGAUUCUCUCACCCACCCCCUGGCUAUCCUCGCCGAUGAGCCGUCUGAUACCCCCAAGCUAAUAAAUCACGAAAUGACUUGGACACAACCAAAAGCAGCACCGCGGGUCGAUGGACGUUAUAUUAACCAACGAAGAUAUUCCGGCGCCCAAGUCGGCUCUUGUCAGACUCUUGUCGGAAUACAGAUUGAGUAUGCGGUUCCAAAGUCGAACUUACAGAACGUUUGACCUGGUGGGUUAAAAGGAGCUGCUAUGAGACGCCAGAUGACAUGGAUCACUGUGCGCAUAGUGGAAAGAUAAUGGUGGAUUUGCAGAAAUUUUUGGUAUUUUGGCUUGAAGUCUUCAUUCUAUAGAC